Messenger RNA from Drosophila biarmipes, 1357 nucleotides. RefSeq names its product cAMP-dependent protein kinase catalytic subunit 2 (gene Pka-C2). Gene Ontology annotation, biological process: peptidyl-serine phosphorylation. Gene Ontology annotation, molecular function: ATP binding; cAMP-dependent protein kinase activity. The record is from RefSeq and is a predicted model, not a curated record. Gene Ontology annotation, cellular component: cAMP-dependent protein kinase complex; nucleus. Bases 196 to 1341 code for a protein of 381 amino acids. The transcript has 5 exons. Lineage: Eukaryota; Metazoa; Arthropoda; Insecta; Diptera; Drosophilidae.
AAGGCUUUGAGCCAGAUGUCACUGACUAUCUGAUUAUUGUGUGAAAGUGAUGAGAAUCCAAAUUCCAAGUGAAUCAAGCGCCCAUUACCGAAAAGACCGGCCACUCAAAAUCGCUUCGCUAGUUCAGCUCCGCAAGGGAAGGCAUUCGCAAAGGCGCCGUAAGAUGCGCGAUUGGCCGGAUUGUGGACUGCUGUUAUGAGCCAGCACAAUACGCAGUACACCUUCAACUCCAAGGAAGACUACAGCACCACUUUGGACAACAUGAGUCGCGAGUUCGACGAGCGAUGGAACCACCAGGUCCAGUCGCCCUACACCAACCUGGAUAACUACAUAACACGGGCGGUCCUCGGCAACGGAAGCUUCGGCACUGUGAUGCUGGUCAAGGAAAAGGGUGGCAAGAACUACUACGCCGCCAAGAUGAUGAGCAAGGAGGAUCUGGUGCGGCUCAAGCAGGUGGCCCACGUGCACAACGAGAAGCACGUGCUGCACGCCGCCCGAUUCCCGUUCCUCAUCUACCUGGUGGACUCCACGAAGUGCUUCGACUACCUCUACCUCAUCCUGCCCCUGGUGAACGGCGGGGAGCUGUUCAGCUACCACCGCAGGGUUCGCAAGUUCAACGAGAAGCAGGCCCGAUUCUAUGCCGCACAGGUGGCUCUGGCCCUGGAAUAUAUGCACAAGAUGCACCUGAUGUACCGGGAUCUCAAGCCGGAGAACAUCCUGCUCGACGGGAAGGGCUAUAUUAAACUCACGGACUUCGGUUUCACAAAGCGCGUUGAUGGCCGCACUUCGACGCUAUGUGGGACCCCGGAAUACUUGGCCCCCGAGAUCGUGCAGCUCCGGCCGUACAACAAAUCCGUGGACUGGUGGGCCUUCGGCAUCCUGGUGUACGAGUUUGUGGCCGGGCGAUCCCCCUUCGCCAUCCACAACCGCGACGUGAUCCUGAUGUACUCCAAGAUCUGCGUCUGCGACUACAAGAUGCCGAGCUAUUUUACGGCCCAGCUGAGGAACCUCAUCGAGAGCCUCAUGCAGGUGGACACCUCAAAGCGGAAACUCGAACGAGGGCGCCGUCGAUGUGAAGAGCCACCCGUGGUUCCAGGGGGUCGAGUGGUUCGGCAUCCUCAACCAGGAGGUCGCCGCUCCCUACCUGCCAACCAUUUCCGGCGCCGAGGAUCUGUCCAACUUCGAAAACUUCGAGUUCAAGGAUCGCUUGAAGUCCCGAAUAAAUCGGCAUCCCGACCUGUUUGCGAAUUUUUAAAUGUCAAUAUGUUGGUAAUAAUCGUCUUCUUAAGGUUUUACUUGAUUUGUAAGUUAAUGGGGAGAACAAGGGAUUGGAUUUUAUAAAGUAUGUUACUAUGCA